GUGGGUCAACACGGAAGCGGUCACACUGAAAAACGGAAGUGCUCUGACGCAACCGUCGCCUGCAGUUCCUGGUUUGUUGCAUUCUUUAGCUUCAGUCGAUCCGCCGUUUUUACCCCGACAAACCGGCCGCCACCCGUGUGCCGUCCUGUGUUGGGAGAUCAGCUCUCGUGCCAAACGUUUACCCCAGGGAAACCAGAGCUGCGUGUCAGUCAUCAGCUUCCGGGGUGUGCUUGUGGCUGGCAACGGCGAACAGGAAGACAGGCGCACAGAGACGUCUGAGCAGACAGAGGAAACUGCUGCGGCUUCUUCGUCAUCCUCAGAAUGACUGAGUUCUGGGUCUGCUUCAGCUGCUGCAUUGCAGAGCAGCCGCAGCCUAAGCGGCGGCGGCGGAUCGAUCGCUCCAUGAUUGGGGAGCCAACAAACUUUGUUCACACCACACACGUAGGCUCUGGGGACAUGGGCCUGGGAAUGGCGUCGGUGGACCUCGUUCAGGCUCAGAUGAAAUCCAAAGGGGGCUACGCAGACGGGGGCUCUGAGGGUUCUCAGUUAUAACGAGCCCUUCAGUCUUCUGAAAACUACUGUUGUUGAUUAGAGGAAUCGCGUUCAGAAAGCAGUCGUGUCUGUCACGGACACAGGACCAAAAGAUGAAACUACUGCUUUUCCAUAAUGUUGUGUAUAUAUUUUUAUUUUCCAUUACUUUUUUUUUUUUAAUGAAAGCACUGCUAUGUAUUUGCUGCCAUAGUGUUGCACUGUAAAGCGUAACUGUUGAAAGUAGGUAAGAGGGUGUAGAAAGCUCAUAAAUCUCAGUCAGACGUGUGCUUGUAUGUAUGUAUGCAUGGAGAAAGUAUUUUCAUAAAUAUUUUCUGUUGUAGGAUGCCUGUAUUUAUUAUCUGAUUGUAAAACGGACCUCACGGUGGCUGGGCCACGCUGGAGAUUUGGAACAUUGAGUUUCCUCAUUUGCUGUCAGAGGUUUAUCAGAGGACAGGUAGCAGAUAGCAAGGCAACAUGUUUAUCGCGUUAUUCUGAGACACGCUCAUGAUUCUCUGAGUUGCUUUCAGGGUUGAAGUUCGCUGUUUUGUAAUAAACUUGAAAUGCGUAGAGUACACUGGACCACACCGUACAUUGUACACUCACCUGCUUAGGAAUUUUGCAUUGAUUUCAACUGUUUUUAUACUCAUUUAGGUUGAAUCAUAGACUUUUAAUAAACGACGACCUUACUAAUCUGC
This is a messenger RNA of Betta splendens (Siamese fighting fish), 1226 nucleotides long. It is a transcript of the gene cdc42se2, whose product is annotated as CDC42 small effector 2. The record is from RefSeq and is a predicted model, not a curated record. The coding region runs from base 322 to 552 and encodes 76 amino acids. The transcript is spliced from 5 exons. Gene Ontology annotation, biological process: regulation of Rho protein signal transduction. Lineage: Eukaryota; Metazoa; Chordata; Actinopteri; Anabantiformes; Osphronemidae. Gene Ontology annotation, molecular function: small GTPase binding. Gene Ontology annotation, cellular component: plasma membrane.